Molecule: messenger RNA, 1491 nt
Organism: Thermothielavioides terrestris NRRL 8126
Lineage: Eukaryota; Fungi; Ascomycota; Sordariomycetes; Sordariales; Chaetomiaceae
Exons: 1
Coding region: 259-1437 (392 amino acids)
Biological process (GO): ribosomal small subunit biogenesis; ribosomal small subunit export from nucleus
Cellular component (GO): cytosol; nucleus; preribosome, small subunit precursor
Source: RefSeq, a predicted model, not a curated record
CUCGACUACGCAGCGCCGCACGACUGCCCGCCUCGACCUCACGGUUCCCAACAUACCUUACCCUUGAAGCUGUUCUGCCCCGUGAGCUGUGGCCAAGAUGCCGAAAGGAAAGUGGAUGUACGUAUAGGCCAAGUCAUUUCCUCCGUAAAUACACCAAGUAGCUGACCCCCCUCAAGCGACAAGAAGACGGCGACGCACUUCACGCUGGUGCACCGCCCUCAAAAUGACCCCCUCAUACACGACGAGUCGGCGCCAGCCAUGGUGCUCAACCCGACCCAGCGGGCCAACAAAUCGAAAGGUAAAAGCUUGAGCGACCUGGCCUCCGAGCUCGGCUCCGACGCCCUCAGCGUGCGCGACAACGAGGGCGAGGCGGCCAACUACGGCAUCUACUACGACGACACCGAGUACGACUACAUGCAGCAUCUGCGGGAUUUGGGGCAGGGGUCAGGCGAGGUCGUCUUCGUCGAGGCCAACCCGAUCGGCAACAACAAAAAGAGCAAGGGCAAGGGCAAGCAGAAGCAGCCCUCGCUGGAGGACGCGCUGCGCAAGCUCGACCUGCAGAACCAGUCCGAGGACCUGCUCGACGGCGACAUUCUGCCCAACAAGAACCUGCAGCGGCUCACCUACCAGGCGCAGCAGGACGUGCCCGACGCGAUCGCGGGGUUCCAGCCGGACAUGGACCCGCGCCUGCGCGAGGUGCUCGAGGCGCUCGAGGACGACGCCUACGUGGACGACGACGGCGGCGACGACAUCUUCCAGGAGUUGGUGAAGGACGCGCACGAGCUGAACGAGGACGAGUUCGAGGAGUCGUACGACGACUUCCAGGAUGACGACGGCUGGGAGUCGGACCGCACCGUGAAGGCGACGGGGGAACAACAGCCCAGGGGUGACGACAAAGAAGUGGUGCCGCAGCUCACGGAUGCCAGCGAGGCAAAACCAGGGGAGGGCGCGUCGGACGACUGGAUGGAGGAGUUCAAGAAGUUCAAGAGCGACCAGAAGGCGGGAAAGAAGCCGCGGGCGGCGGCGGCGGCGGCACCGUCGGAGAUUCAAUCAUCAAUAUGGACGACCACGACGAACGGCGGGCGCAGGAAGGCGAGGAAAGGGGCCAUGACGAACCCGUCGACAUACUCCAUGACGUCGUCCUCGCUGGCCAGGACAGAGCAGCUGAGCAUCCUGGACGCGCGGUUCGAGAAGCUCGAGGAGGAGUACAACGCCGACAUGGACGAUCUGGGGUCGGUGUCGGCCGUGUCGACCAUGUCGACGGUGCAGGGACCGACACGGCAGGAUUUCGACGGCAUGCUGGACGAGUUCCUGAACGACUACUCGAUGCACGGCAAGAAGCGGGUGAAGAAGGGCAAGUGGAAGAACGGGUCGGAGCAGUUUGACGAGAUCAGGAAAGCACUGGGGCCGCCGAUCAUUCCGUCGAAGUACCGGUAGGUAGGGUGAGAGAUGAAAUAAGAAAGAUAUGAAUAAUGACCGAUUUUCAACCGC